CAGUUUCAGAAGCGGAGAGAGAGGAUCAUAGAGGAAAAAGCUCUCUGGCUACGACUUUUGUCGAAUUCACAUACCAACAUCUAAACCGAACCGGGGUCAGUGGACAAACGCUAAAAAAUAAAUAAAAACAACUGGAAAAUUGUAGGAUUAAAUGAUUUUAUGGAUUAAUUUGAACCUUUUCUUUCGUCGAAAGAAAACAUUCUCAACUUGACUUCAUAGAAUCGUUACGCUGGUCACUCAAGAGGAGCCCCGAGGACUGGGAAAGAGAUGAAGACUCCGGAGGAGCCGCCCUACCUGACAGUGGGCACUGAUGUCAGCGCCAAGUACAGAGGUGCUUUCUGUGAGGCCAAGAUUAAGACUGCCAAGAGACUGGUCAAGGCCAAGGUGACCUUUAAACCAGACCUGACCACAGCAGAGGUCCAUGAUGACAGCAUCCAAGGCCCUCUGAAGGUUGGUGCUGUAGUAGAGGUGAAGAACCCUGAUGGAGUGUACCAGGAAGCUUCCAUCAACAAGCUGACUGACUGCAGUAUAUACACUGUUGUGUUUGAUGAUGGUGACGAGAAGACACUGAGGCGUUCCUCUCUCUGCCUGAAGGGAGCGCGUCACUUUGCAGAGAGCGAGACACUAGAUCGCCUCCCUCUUACCAACCCUGAGCACUUCGGCACUCCUGUCAUCGGCAAGAAGGGGAACCGGGGACGUCAGGAGGAAGAGUCCUCUUCAUCGUCCAGUGAAGAGGAGGACAGUGACGGGAGACAGAACGAAGACCUGUAUGGGAAGGUGGUGUGUGUUGAGGCAGGCCCUGCCUCUACUGCAGACAGGAAGACCAAGACAACAGCAUGGUACCCUGCCCUGGUCAUCACCCCAGACUGCCAUGAAGAGGCCACCAUAAAGAAAGACACCGUCUUCGUUCGUUCCUUCAAGGAUGGCAAAUUCAACACAGUGCUGAGGAAGGACGUAACGGUGAUGGACACAGACUCUCCACCUAAAGCUGACGCAGGGCUCAAGCAAGUGCUGGAUGCGGCUGUGGAGUUUGUGCAUCAGGCGGUGGUGCCCGGCUCCUGGAGGACUGAGGUGAAAGACGAGAGUUCCACAAGUGAGGAAGAUGAGGAGGAGGAAGAGCAGGAGGAAGAGGCCAGUGAAGAGGAGGAUGAGGAGGAAGUGGAGCCGUUCCCCGAGGAGAGAGACAAUUUCCUGCAGCAGCUGUACAAGUUCAUGGAGGACAGAGGAACCCCCAUCAACAAGAAGCCCGUGCUGGGCUACAGGAACCUGGACCUCUUUAAGCUCUACAGACUGGUGCACCAACUGGGAGGCUUCCAUGAUAUUGAGAGUGGAUCCGUAUGGAAGACUGUCUACCAGGCUCUGGGAAUCCCUGUUCUCAACUCUGCCGCCGUCAAUGUCAAAUGUGCUUACCGCAAGUACCUGUAUGGGUUUGAGGAGUACUGUACCUCCUGCGCCAUCACUUUCCGCAUGGACCUUCCACUGAAGCAGCCCAAGGCAGAGGGGGGCAAGGCUGAGGGGGAGACGGGGGAGGCAGGGGGAGACAGUUCUGUCCCACCUGUAGCCUCUUCAAGCUCAGCAGAGGAGCAGAAACGGAAAGCCUGCUACUCUGAGAGAGAGAACCUGUGCUGCUCAGAGACCAGCAGCACUCAGCCCAUCGUCUGCAAGGAGGAUACUGAGCUCACCCGGAACAGACCAGAGCUGGAACCUCUGAAGGCUGAGCAGCAGAAGGCUGAGAGAGAAGGUGGUGAUGAUGAUGAUGAUGGUGUUGAUGAUGAGGAAGGAAACGACCAUCACAAGCACGGCUCUGAUGAUGAAGACGGCCCUUCAUUUGCUCGCCUCAGAGAGGAGGGAGUGAAGCUGGAGCCUUACGAUGAGGAGCAGGAGGCUGGGAAGGCGGAGGACAUUUCUGGCUCUGGGGAUGAGAGCUGCAGUCAGGAGGGCGAUGGUGGUGAUGAGGAUCUGGGGGAGGAAGGGGAGGAGUUUGAGUGUUACCCCCCGGGGAUGAAGGUGCAGGUGAGGUAUGGUCGUGGUCGCAGCCUGAAGACGUACCAGGCCACUGUGAAAGAGGCUGACGUGGAGGGGGGAGAGGUGCUCUACCUGGUUCACUACUGUGGCUGGAACGUCAGGGCCAAACCUACCCAAGCCAAGCUGAGAAACUGAGCUUGCCUGGUUAAACAUCCACCAUAAUUGCUGGAACCAUACUGGAAAGGACCACAAGCAGAAGGAUAUGAUGAGUGGGUCAAAGCUGACAAGAUUGUCCGUCCGGCCAAUAAGAAUGUUCAGAAGAUCAAGCACCGUAAGAAAAUAAAG
Oncorhynchus tshawytscha (Chinook salmon) is the source of this 2310-nucleotide messenger RNA. Its product is annotated as AT-rich interactive domain-containing protein 4B. Gene Ontology annotation, cellular component: nucleus. Gene Ontology annotation, molecular function: transcription cis-regulatory region binding. The record is from RefSeq and is a predicted model, not a curated record. NCBI's taxonomy places the organism in Eukaryota, Metazoa, Chordata, Actinopteri, Salmoniformes, Salmonidae. Gene Ontology annotation, biological process: regulation of transcription by RNA polymerase II.